AUGUCCAGAGGUUAUCCAAGCAUGCCUGUUAUAGUCGAACAGCCAGCGUUUCAACAUGGCGACCCGUUCAAGUCAAUGAAUAAUGAAUGGAAUGUUGGAUUAUUCAACUGUUGUGAUAAUGUAUCUCAAUGCUGUUAUGCAUAUUGGUGUUGGUGCUGUUUUGUUAAUUCCUUAGCUAACACGAUUGGUGAAUCAACCUGUUCGUGCUUAUGUGUUCCAUAUUCGCUGGCUAUGUAUCGCAUGAAAGUUCGAUCCGUUUACCGUAUUAGCGGUGAUAGUUGUAAGGAUCAUUGUGCCACCUCAUGCUGCCCAGUUUGUGUUGGUCUUCAAAUGCGCAAUGAACUUGGACACCAUGGAAUAUCAUAA
Molecule: messenger RNA, 366 nt
Organism: Rotaria socialis
Lineage: Eukaryota; Metazoa; Rotifera; Eurotatoria; Philodinida; Philodinidae
Source: the annotation of a GenBank genome assembly